UGUGAUCAAACUGGCGUGCGAUUUUCUUUCGCGAGCUCGAUUUAGGUAGUUUUUCUGUUCACGUUUCGCGUUUUCUGUUGUUCCCGUUGGAUCGCCCCGUUCGGAAAACAAUGAGUGUGAGCAAAACGAUUACCGAAACGGCCAGCAACAAAACGACGACGUCCGUGACUCUGCCUCUGCAGCGUCCGUACGGAAAGAUUGUGCUGACGCUCGAAAACUGCCUACUUCCGGAAGCGAAGCUCGACCAAACGCCGUCGCAAAGCGAUGGCCUCGAUCGGGAAACGGAAACGGACCUGCGGAUCCUAGGAUGCGAGCUGAUUCAAACAGCCGGAAUCCUUUUAAAGUUGCCGCAGGUUGCAAUGGCCACUGGGCAGGUGCUGUUCCAGCGGUUCUUCUACUCAAAGUCCUUUGUGCGACACAGCAUGGAAGCGACGGCGAUGAGUUGCAUCUGCCUGGCGUCCAAGAUUGAAGAGGCUCCGCGUAGGAUACGGGACGUAAUCAACGUCUUUCACCACAUCAAACAAGUGCGGAGCCAAAAGCCCAUGAUACCGAUGGUUCUGGAUCAGCACUACAUCAACCUCAAGUCGCAGGUCAUCAAGGCGGAGCGGCGUGUCCUGAAGGAGCUCGGGUUCUGCGUGCACGUGAAGCACCCGCAUAAGCUGAUCGUGAUGUACCUGAAGUACCUCGAGCUGGAGAUGCACCAGAACAUGAUGCAGAUGGCGUGGAACUUCAUGAACGACUCCUUCCGGACGGACGUGUUCGUGCGCUACCACCCGGAAACGAUCGCGUGCGCCUGCAUCUACCUGACCGCGCGCAAGCACAACAUUCCGCUCCCGAGCAGCCCACCGUGGUUCGUGAUAUUUCGCGUCAGCGAGGAUGACAUGCUGGACGUCUGCUACCGCAUCAUGGCCCUUUACAAGCGGGGCAAACCGAACGCCGAGCAGCUGGAGGCGGCCGUCGAGACGCUCAAGAAGAAGUACCAGGAGCAGCGGAAGAAGGAUCGCCCCGAGGCGAACGCCACCCCGCCGACCGUCAUCACCGUCGAUCGCAACAACGGAUCGCACAACGCGUGGGGUGGCUUCAUCCAGCGGGCCCUCCCACCGCCGGUGAAUCCGUCCGGCACGACGAACGCGACGUCGAACAACAGCGGCAGCGGCAACAACUACAACACCGGCAGCACCAACAGUGGAGGUAACAACAAUCCUAGCCACAACAAUAGCAACAACAAUAACAGCAGUAACGCCGGCAUGAACAACAACGAGUCCGACUCAACGGCGAAACUCGACGGGAAGCGGAACUCGCGCUCGCGCUCCAACUCCCGGUCGCGCUCGCGCUCCAAAUCACGCUCGCCUCGGUCCAUGUCCCGCUCGCAGUCUCGCUCGAGGUCCCACUCGCGAUCCCGCUCCCGAACGUCCCGCUCGAGAUCGAAAACGCGCUCCCGAAGUGUCGUUUCGCGCUCUCGAUCACGCUCCCGAUCGGCUCACUCGCCGUACUACGAGAAGGGCGGUGGCACGAAACGCACCUCGAAAAAGACUCGCCAUCGCUCGAGGACGCCCUCGAAGACGUCCUCGUCGGCGAAGAAGAAAUCCUCCCGCCACUACUCGUCCCGCUCACCUUCGCCAAUUGAUUCGCCGCAAAAGUACAAGAAGAGCGAGAAACGGUACGAUCGGCGCUCGGGACGGGACGAGCGAACCACCAGCGACAAUCGUUACAUGAACGGCUCCGAUCGUGAUCGUGAGCGUACGAAAGGAAUCAGCAGCAGCAACACGUCCUCGAUGAUGCUGGAGCAGCGCGAUCGCCAAAGGGAUCGUGAUCGCGAUCGGGAUCGUAUCCGUUCGGAUGGUGGCAAAGGAGGAGGAGGAGGUGGCUACGAUCGCGACGAUUAUCGGCGUAGCGAAAAGGACGACCGGGGGCGGGGCAAUGGCAAGCACGACAAGUACAGCUCUUCCGGUCGCCAUAGUGACGGCAGCAGUAGGCAUCGCUCCUCCAAGCACGAACGUGAUCGUUCCCGCGACCGGGAGCGCGACCGAAGGCGAUAAAACCGGUGAAAGCGCAUACUUAAGCCACGUGUCGUCAGUGUAGCCGGGUUUCUGUUGCCAUGGAUGAAUGUACGAAAGUUUAGAUAUGUUUUGAAAAACGUCCCCCCUUUUCCUACCCCGUGUCCAGUACGAGUACCGGUUUAGGGGUGCAUUGUUAUGAUUUUUUUUAACUAGCCAACUAGCUCAAUAUAGUCACUCACUCACCAUCAUCAUACUCUUUCCGCUGUUGUCGGAAAACUCUCCGCGCGGCCGUCGUAAAUUUUGUGCCGAACUAGCUUUAAUUUUCCAUUGGAAGUGUGUACACAAACAACAACCCCCCUUCCUCUACGGGGCGCAUGUUUAGCUUCAGUUUUCAUUCCCCGUGUUUUUUACCACUGACCACCCACUCUUGUACAAAAAGGCGAAGAGAAAAAAAAAACAUGUUUAUCGUAACGCAACCGACGACGGAAAAUGGGCUCCGGUUGUCGAGCGCGAUGGAAGAGUGUAUAUUCGUAGUAAUGUAACUAGGAACUGAAAAAAAACAGUGGUAUGGUGUAGAGUAACAAAAAAACUUUAGUAACUAAGCCACCGUUUAGUGGAAUUACGUAACGAAGACAGAAGAGAUUUUAAACCAAUUCGUCGCCACUCGGGAACAGCAAGUCCAUUUGACGAUUUGGCCAAAGGAAACUUAACCCAUGGGAAUCAUCAGCGUCGUGAUGCAACCAAUAAAGCAGUUGAAAAAUGUUAUUUACAAUGUA
Messenger RNA from Anopheles coustani, 2776 nucleotides. RefSeq names its product cyclin-L2-like. Bases 111 to 2039 code for a protein of 642 amino acids. Gene Ontology annotation, molecular function: cyclin-dependent protein serine/threonine kinase regulator activity. Gene Ontology annotation, biological process: regulation of transcription by RNA polymerase II. Lineage: Eukaryota; Metazoa; Arthropoda; Insecta; Diptera; Culicidae. The transcript has 4 exons. The record is from RefSeq and is a predicted model, not a curated record. Gene Ontology annotation, cellular component: nucleus.